GUACUCCCAUGAUCCCAGUUCACAUGGGUGUAGUAACGGCUGCGCCCACAGUUCUGGUCCCAACCACAGUAGCUCUGGUGCAGAACCCUGUCAGCAUAAAGAAAGACCCUUCUCUCAGAACCAAGGAUCUGGAGGACAGUGGGGGUCCCACCACCACCGUGUUUGUGGGGAACAUCUCUGAAAAGGCUUCAGACAUGUUGGUCCGUCAGCUCCUGGCGAAAUGUGGGAUUGUUCUAAGCUGGAAAAGAGUUCAAGGAGCCUCUGGGAAACUUCAAGGAUAUCAAUGCCAUGGAGUUGGAAGAUGACAAGAGGGACCUUAUUUCCAGAGAGAUCAGUAAAUUCAGAGACACACACAAGAAACUGGAAGAGGAGAAAGGCAAGAAGGAAAAGGAGCGACUGGAGCUGGAGAGAGAGAGGAGGGAGAGAGACAAAGAGCGGGAGCGAGAGAGGGAGCGCCGCGACCGUGAGAAGGAGAAGGAGAGGGAGCGAGAGAAAGAAAAGGAGCGGGACAGAGAACGUGAACGUGAGAGAGAUCGAGAACGUGAGAGGACUAAGGAGCGGGAGAGGAGUCGAGACAUCAGUGAAGCUCGCAGCAAGUCCAGAGAGAGAACUCGAGAGGAUAAAAAACGUGACCGUGAUGAAGAUGAGGAAGAUGUGUACGAACGGCGAAGACUCGAAAGGAGAUUGAGAGACAAAGAGGCUGCGUACCAAGAACGUCUCAAAAACUGGGAGAUCCGAGAGAAGAAGAAAGCUCGUGAUUACAGCAAAGACACAGAGAGGGAGGAAGAGAGGCGGCGUGAAAUGAUGAAAGAAGCAAAAAGACUGAAAGAAUUCCUUGAAGAUUAUGACGACGACAGGGAUGAUCCAAAAUACUACAGGGGGAGUGCUCUGCAGAAACGACUCCGCGACAGAGAAAAGGAGGUAGAAAUGGAUGAGCGAGACCGAAAGAGAGAGAAGGAGGAGCUGGAAGAGAUCAGACAAAGACUUCUGGCUGAGGGUCACCCUGACCCAGAUGCUGAGCUGCAGAGGAUUGAGGAGGAAGCGGAGCGAAAGCGACAGCUACUGCUGAGCCUGGAACCUGAGGAGGAGGUAAACAAGGAAAAAACUGUGAGGGAUAAGGACCGGGACCGGAACCGAGACCGAGAACGAGACCGAGAACGAGACCGAGACAGUGAUCGUGAUCGAGAACGGAACAAGAGAGUGUCAGAGAGGCCUGUAGAACCAAAGCCCCGGGGACCCCAGCAGCAUUCUGACGAUGAUGAUGAUGAUGUUAAUGAGGGGGAGGAAGAUGACUAUCACAAUGGUGAGGACUCACAGGAAGCCAAGCCUCAACUCAAGCCCAUAAUGCGUCCCAUCACUACUGCUCCGUCAGUUUCCUCUGCCAGUGGGAACGUGACUCCAAACACACCUGGUGUGGACUCUCCCUGUGGCAUCAUCAUUCCAGGAGAGAACACUCCUGACCUGCAGCCUUUAGAGGAACACCGGCCCAAAAUAGGCCUGAGUCUCAAACUGGGAGCCACCAACAGUCCCAGUCAGCUCAGCGUUGGCAAGCGGAAGAAGCUAGCAGCAGUUGAUAGUGUUUUUAACAAAUUUGAUGACGAGGAAGCCGAUGAGCAACCUCGAAAAAGGAAACUGGUUCCACUGGACUAUGGUGAUGACGAGAAGAACCUGGGACUGGAUGGAGCUGACAUUUCUGCUCCUAAAAGCAGCAUCAACACAGAGGAGAAACACAAACACAUCAAGAGCCUGAUCGAGAAGAUCCCCACGUCCAGGCCUGAGCUCUUCUCCUACCCUCUGGACUGGGCUAUGGUUGACUCGACUCUGAUGGACCGUCGUAUCAAACCGUGGAUUAAUAAGAAGAUUAUUGAAUACAUCGGAGAAGAGGAGCCCAGUCUGGUUGACUUUGUCUGUUCYAAGAUAAUGGCCCACAGCAGUCCUCAGGGUAUUCUUGAUGAUGUGGCCAUGCUCUGCCCGACAGUAGAUAACUCAGACAUGUGGACUCUCCAGGCUGCAUUACUAAAGACAGCAGUAGUUGUACACAGAAGACUAUGUUCCCGUUCAGUCAUGUAGGUUGGACCAAGUGAG
Austrofundulus limnaeus is the source of this 2085-nucleotide messenger RNA. RefSeq names its product RNA binding motif protein 25a (gene rbm25a). Gene Ontology annotation, cellular component: spliceosomal complex. Gene Ontology annotation, biological process: regulation of alternative mRNA splicing, via spliceosome. NCBI's taxonomy places the organism in Eukaryota, Metazoa, Chordata, Actinopteri, Cyprinodontiformes, Rivulidae. Gene Ontology annotation, molecular function: mRNA binding. The record is from RefSeq and is a predicted model, not a curated record.